Molecule: messenger RNA, 519 nt
Organism: Neurospora tetrasperma FGSC 2508
Lineage: Eukaryota; Fungi; Ascomycota; Sordariomycetes; Sordariales; Sordariaceae
Exons: 3
Coding region: 89-451 (120 amino acids)
Biological process (GO): chromatin organization; regulation of transcription elongation by RNA polymerase II; mRNA processing
Cellular component (GO): DSIF complex; nucleus
Molecular function (GO): RNA polymerase II complex binding; zinc ion binding
Source: RefSeq, a predicted model, not a curated record
CUCGCUCAGCUAUUCAUAAACGAGUGAGUUACCGGUUUCCGCCUGCAAAGUUACCAGUAACAUCGCCAUCCCUACAACUCUACCAAAAAUGUCGGAGAACUACGUCGCCCCCGGCCAGCAGCGCUACCUUCGUGCCUGCAUGGUCUGCUCUAUCGUCAUGACCUAUGCUCGCUUCCGUGACGAAGGAUGCCCCAACUGCGAAGACUUCCUCCAUCUCCAGGGCUCGCCGGAUCAGAUCGACAGCUGCACGUCGCAAGUCUUUGAAGGAAUCAUCACCAUUGCCAACCCGCAGAAGUCGUGGGUGGCGAAGUGGCAGAGGCUGGACGGUUAUGUGAAGGGUGUAUACGCGACCAAGGUGUCGGGCCAGUUGCCGGAUGAUGUGCGCACCACGUUGGAGGAUGACGGCAUCCAGUAUAUCCCGCGCGAUGGCAGUGCGACGGAAGCGGACUAGAAACUCGAAGCUGUGAUGCAAGAAGCCGAUAAGGAAUAGGGCGGAUAAAAAAGCAGGAAAGAGAAUCG